GAGUAAGGAGGAGGUUUGGACGCUGGAGGAACUGAGAGGGGUGAUCCAGGUUCGAAGGGCUGCACUCAAGCUGGCUCGCAGGGGGCGGGGCCUCGAGCUCGGGGCGGGGCCUAGAUCUCGGGGGUCGUCCUCGCUGUCUCGCCCACUUGCCUUCACCCGCACAUCCGUUCUUUUCGGUUAUUUUCUGCUACGGCCGUUCCCCGCCCUGCCUUGGGCCCACGGGGCAGUGAUCUGAUCUUUGGUCGGCUGGAGGAGUCGAGAGGCUGGCGAGACUGACUCCUGGAGCCUGGAGAUCCCGGGAGUGGCAAAAGUGUUAGGGAUGUGAUCUAAGCAGCCAAGGGAUCAGGGUUGGCGCCUUUGUACAUUAAGAAGUUAGGUUCGAAGAGUAAGAACUGCAGCCUUAAGACCAUGGGGAAGGGGGCGUGACCAUGGCGAAUCGGAGAACUGAAGACUUAAGAGCCCGGGGCUGAGAUAAUAUUGGAGGACAGGGCAGACCAAUGCACACAGGGGCAGUCCAAGAACAGCCUGAGCCGUGGAGUCCCCGCAGAACCCGCCGACUGACUGGUGAAAGUUUUUUUAACCACAGUCCCCGACCUUCUUCAAAAAUGGGGAACGUGCAGUCGGAGCCGUCCGCGGGCGGGGGUUCCCGAAAAGAACAGGCCUCAGACCGCGCCUCCGACUCCCGCAGGACGCCUCUGGUGGAGCCCGAGGUGACCCCCUCAUCCCCUGCCAUGCGCCUGGCUCGAGGGCUGGGCGUCUGGUUCCCUGGCAGUUCCGGGCCCCCGGGACUCCUGAUACCCCCGGAGCCCCAGGCCUCAUCCUCACCCCUGCCCCUGACCUUAGAACUGCCCUCGCCAGUGACACCCCCUCCAGAGGAGGCGGCUGCGGUCUCCACACCACCCCCGCCCCCCGUGGGGACCUUGCUGCCUGCGCCAUCUAAGUGGCGAAAACCCACGGGCACUUCAGUGCCUCGGAUCCGCGGUCUUCUGGAGGCGAGCCAUCGUGGUCAGGGUGACCCUCCGAGCCUCCGCCCGCUGCCACCGCUGCCCAGGCAACUGACCGAAAAAGACCCGGUCCUGAGGGCCCCAGCCCCACCUCCGACGCCCCUGGAACCUCGGAAACAACUACCGCCAGCACCAUCAACUUGCGACCCGCAGCCCCCGAACCGUAGAAUCACUCUGGCCUCGUCAGCCACAAGCCCCACAGAAAGUCAGGUCAGACACAGCAGCGAGGGUCAGGCGGCCGGGGGAGCCCACGGAGGGGUACCUCCCCAAGCCGGAGAGGGCGAAAUGGCUCGGUCCGCUACUUCCGAGUCUGGCCUGAGUCUGCUGUGUAAAGUCACCUUCAAGUCGGGGCCCCAUUUGUCCCCCACAUCGGCCUCGGGCCCCUUAGCAGCCAAAGCCUCACCCGGGGCCGGUGGUGGCGGAGGAUUGUUUGCCUCUUCUGGGGCCAUCUCCUAUGCUGAGGUCCUGAAGCAAGGGCCCCAACCUCCUGGAGCCACUCGUCCAUUGGGAGAGGUCCCUCGUGCAGCUCAGGAAACCGAGGGUGGUGACGGAGAUGGCGAAGGGUGUUCUGGUCCCCCUUCGGUGCCUGCUCCCCAUGCCCGGGCUCUACCGCCACCCCCUUACACCACCUUCCCAGGUUCAAAGCCCAAAUUCGACUGGGUGAGCCCUCCUGAUGGCACUGAACGGCAUUUCCGAUUCAAUGGGGCUGUCGGGGGAAUCGGGGCACCCCGACGGCGCACGACCACGCUCUCAGGGCCUUGGGGAUCCCCUCCACCAAGGUCAGGUCAGACACAUCCAUCUUCAGGGCCUCGGAGGCCCACACCUGCCUUGUUGGCACCACCCAUGUUCAUCUUCCCAGCGCCAAACAAUGGCGAGCCUGUUCGCCCAGUGCCUCCAAGUCCACAGCAGAUACCGCCUCUGCCGCCACCACCACCCACGCCACCAGCCACGCCACCACCGGCGCCACCACCCACACCACAGCCACCAGCGCUCCCGAGGACGCCGAUACUGGUGGCCCGUCCACCUACCCCAGGCCCUGGCCACUUAGAGUCAGCCUUGGCUCCCACCCCUCCCUCCACUUUAUCCCCAACUGCAGCUGCCGACCAGGUCCCAGCUGCAACUCCAGCCACAGUUACAUCCCAAGUUCCAGCAACCGCCACCGCUGAGCUGUCACCGCCAAUGCCCCAACCCAAGACUCGUACACGCAGGAACAAAGGUCCCCGAGCGGCCCGGGGUGUUAUCCGUGAAGAAGGGACUUCUGGAGAUGGCCCUCGAGAACCGAAUACGGCUCCGGUGACUGACAGCAGCAGUGGAGGGGGUGGCGGUGGUAGCAACGGAACCUCCACAGCAGGGGCCUCUAACAAGGGAACAGCAAGGCACUGGCCGCCUUUCGAGGUGCUUAAUUCCUGUCCCUGCAAGUGCUACUGCCGCCAUCAACGUCGUCACCGUCGGCUGCCACGCAACGUGUCUGCCUGGCUGAGUACACCUACCAACCACCUGAGUGAGCCACCGUGGGUGGCCACUGUCAAGCUGGCCGGCUCCCUAGUAGCGGGCCUGGAACACUACGACUUGCAGGCCACCCAUUCUACCUGAGUGCAACUGCCCAACCCCCUCUGCCUCACCCUCCUUGCCAAUAAAGUACCCAGUCUACAAGUUGCCUAACUGCCUGUCCAUUACCACUUGAGGUGGCUGGUCCAGGACUGGGGUAUUGUUCUC
Molecule: messenger RNA, 2720 nt
Organism: Mus caroli (Ryukyu mouse)
Lineage: Eukaryota; Metazoa; Chordata; Mammalia; Rodentia; Muridae
Gene: Ggn
Product: gametogenetin
Biological process (GO): gamete generation; double-strand break repair
Molecular function (GO): ubiquitin protein ligase binding
Source: RefSeq, a predicted model, not a curated record